Molecule: messenger RNA, 1452 nt
Organism: Dictyostelium discoideum AX4
Lineage: Eukaryota; Evosea; Eumycetozoa; Dictyosteliales; Dictyosteliaceae
Gene: CYP517A1
Product: cytochrome P450 family protein
Exons: 3
Coding region: 1-1452 (483 amino acids)
Source: RefSeq, a predicted model, not a curated record
AUGGAAAUAAUUAAUGUUUUUUUGUUUCUAAUCAUUCUUUUCUUGGUAAAAGAUUUUGUUAAAAAAAAUAAGAAAAUUCAUACAAAAUCUCCAAGUGGACCAAUUGCAUUUCCUAUUCUUGGAAAUGUUGUUCAAAUUAGAUUUUGGGAAUUAUUCAAAAUUCAAGAACAUGAAUUAUUUGGUGGUUAUAGUAAAAAAUAUAAUGGUGUUGUAAGAGCAUGGUUUGGAGAAAGAUUAUUUUUUUUUGUUUCAAAUUAUGAUGUUGUAAAGUAUUUUCAAAAAGAUGAAAACUUCCAUAACAGACCAUCAGUUUUAGUUCCAGGUUGGAGAUAUGCUUCAAGUAAUGGGCUAGGUGUAAUGAGCUCAUCUGAUGACAAAUGGAAAAGAGCAAAAUCAAGUGUUUCGCAAUCAUUAAGAGUUCGUACAACUAAAAAAUUAAUGGAAGAAAAAGCAAUUGAAUUUAUUGAUUCACUUGAAAAAAUUUCAAAUAAUAAUGAAAUUUUUUAUCCAAAAGGACAUAUUCAAGGAUAUGCUUGUUCAAUGUUAUUCAAAUAUAUGUUUAAUCAAGAUUUAUCAGUUGAAAGUGGCAUGUCAAGAACUAUUGGUAAUGCAGUUGAACAUGUUUUUGGUAAUCUUUCAAAAUUAACUGCAUUUGAUUGUUUUGAAAUUUUCUCACCACUUUAUGAUUGGUUCUUUACAAGAAGAUUAAAAGGUUGCGAUAUCGUUAGACAAAUAAUCAGUAGUCAAAAUGAAAAUCAUUUAAAGUCAAUUGAUCCAAGUAAACCAAGAGAUUUAAUGGAUGAUUUGUUAAUUGAAUAUGGAUUAAAUGAAAUCACUAAAGAAGAUACAAUGCAAAUCAAUCAAAUUUGUUUUGAUAUUUUUGGACCAGCCGUUGGUACAGUUACAAUCACAAUGAAUUGGGUAAUUUUACAAUUAUGUAAUCGUCCAGAACUUCAAGAGAUUGCAUAUCAAGAAAUUAAAAAAGCUGUCAAAGAUGAUGAAUAUGUCAAUUUGAAUCAUAAACAAAAUGCCCCUUAUAUCGUUGCCUUUAUUAAAGAAACAAUGAGACUUUGUUCAAAUGGAUUUGGUUUACCAAGAACUGCUAAAAAUGAUCAAAUUUGUGGUGAUUUUUUCAUUCCAAAAGAUGCUAUUAUUUUUAUUAAUUAUUUAGAAAUUAGUCAAAAUGAAGAAAUCUUUAAAAAUGCCAAAGAAUUUAACCCAACUCGUUAUUUAGAUGAAUCACUUCCUGUACCAAAUAUUCACUUUGGUGUUGGUCAAAGAGCAUGUCCUGGUCGUUUUGUCGCAAUCGAUAAAAUGUUUCUUGGAAUUUCAAAUUUACUUUUAAAGUAUAAAUUAAAAACUCAAAAUGGUGAAAAAAUUGAUGAUUCAAUUCAAUUUAGUGUUUCUUUAAAAGCAAAAGAUUAUGGAAUAAAAUUAGAAAAGAGAAUUUAG